Messenger RNA from Gopherus evgoodei (Goodes thornscrub tortoise), 3651 nucleotides. RefSeq names its product solute carrier family 16 member 3 (gene SLC16A3). The record is from RefSeq and is a predicted model, not a curated record. Gene Ontology annotation, biological process: monocarboxylic acid transport; transmembrane transport. Bases 1122 to 2543 code for a protein of 473 amino acids. Gene Ontology annotation, cellular component: membrane. Gene Ontology annotation, molecular function: monocarboxylic acid transmembrane transporter activity. Lineage: Eukaryota; Metazoa; Chordata; Testudines; Testudinidae. The transcript is spliced from 7 exons.
AUACAGGAUAUUGCAGGAAGUUUCCAUAUCUGUAUCUGUCACAGUAGUAACAGACAGGAGUUAAGCAACAGACAGAUUCUCUGUUCUAAUUGAGCUAUGCUUAGUGCAACAAGAGAGUGUAUGGGGUAAAAGUGACUUGAAGCCAUAUUUCUUGCUCCUGUAUUUUGAUCCUAACCCCCGGGGGAGGGGGAUAAUAGGAUCCUAUAUAAGAAAAAGACACCAAAAUCAGGACUGUCCCUAUAAAACCGGGACAUCUGGUCACCCUAGUGUCAGAGCCAGUCUGCAAACUUAGGAGUCCUGUACCCCAACUACCCAAAGCGGUGUGUCCCUGGAGCUUGGAAACUGUUAGGAUGAGGUGGGAGCCAGUGCCCUGAAACCAGAGGAGUUUAGGACUUUGACUUCUACAUGGGAAUUUAGGGUAUUAGGACCCAAGGCUCUGGACCUGCUUGUACCCAGACCUUUGGCAGUGAUCCUGUUGCCCGGAUGGUUCUGGUUAGGUGGCCCGGGACAGGGUGGCUGUGAAUCUGUAGCCCUGGAUAUUAUGAUGAUCGUUAUGGCUAAUCUGGCUGUGGCUUGGGUGGGCCCAGGUCGGGGGCUGGCUUGGCUCUGAAUUAACAAGUCGGUGGGAGGCGUUAGGACCCGCCAGCAGUCCGAACCCGGCUGCUCUGACGUUGGUCGGAACUAGCGGCUGCCGCCUGCUACUACUGAGUAACAGGCGCUAAAUCGCCCCGGAAGCCGAGACGAAACCAGUAGGUCGGGUCGGUCUCGGAACCGGGAUUGAGACCCGCACAGGCGGCCCGGCGCAGGCUCGUCCCAGAACAAUCCGAGGAUUUCUCCGUGGUUAUAACGUAAGCACUGCACCAUGCAGCUGAUAAGACUGAGGUCUUGGGAACGUUUAUUCCCAGAGUUCUCCUUUGAGGCUAGGACUAUGUCCCUCACCAGCGAAUACUGAAGAGUUUCAGGUCCAGUAAUAUCUACCUUUACAAACAUACCGAAGGCAGUGGAGUUUCAGUGAGGCUAUGCGGACAUCUCUAAUAAGUUAGCCUUCAGCUGAUUAUGAACAAAGACAGGAAGGGCAUGGAUUGACUAUCAGUUCCCAAGGCAACCCAUUCAGUUUCACUAUGGGAGCUGUGGUGGUUGAUGAUGCUCCAUCUGGUGUCAAAGCCCCUGAUGGGGGUUGGGGCUGGGCCGUUCUCUUUGGAGGGUUUGUCAUCACUGGAUUUUCCUAUGCCUUUCCAAAGGCUGUUAGUGUCUUCUUUAAAGAGCUUAUCCGGGAGUUUGGUGUUGGAUACAGUGACACAGCAUGGAUCUCUUCCAUUCUACUGGCUAUGCUUUAUGGAACAGGUCCUCUGUGUAGCAUGUGCGUCAAUUGGUUUGGCUGUCGUCCAGUUAUGCUGGUUGGAGGGCUCUUUGCUUCGCUGGGGAUGGUGACAGCUUCCUUCUGUACCAGCAUCAUUCAGAUCUAUCUCACUGCAGGUGUCAUUACUGGUUUGGGUCUGGCACUCAACUUCCAGCCAUCGCUCAUCAUGUUAAAUCGCUACUUUGACAAACGCCGCCCUUUAGCUAAUGGGCUUGCUGCUGCUGGAAGCCCUGUGUUUCUUUGUACCCUCUCUCCACUGGGGCAAAUACUGCAACAUGAGUAUGGCUGGCGAGGAGGAUUUCUUAUACUGGGCGGAAUGCUGCUCAACUGCUGUGUUUGUGGGGCAUUAAUGAGGCCGUUGGAGCCUCCGAAGAAAUCUGAAGCUGCCAAAGAACUCACUGAGAAGAAAACAAAGAAAAAGCUUCUGGAUUUCAGUGUCUUUAAAGAUGGUGGUUUUUUAGUCUACACUGUGGCUGCCUCCAUCAUGGUGCUGGGCCUCUUUGUGCCUCCAGUCUUUGUGGUGAGCUAUGCCAAGGAUUUGGGAUAUCCAGAUACUAAAUCAGCUUUUCUUCUGAGCAUUCUUGGAUUCGUUGAUAUCUUUGCCCGGCCUAUUUGUGGAGUGAUAGCUGGUCUGAAGUGGGUCAGACCACACUGUAUUUAUCUCUUUAGUUUUGCUAUGAUUUUUAAUGGUUUUACAGAUCUCAUGGGUUCCAUGUCUACCAAUUAUGGUGGCCUGGCAGUCUUCUGCAUUUUCUUUGGCAUUUCCUAUGGAAUGGUAGGUGCUCUUCAGUUUGAAGUUCUCAUGGCUAUUGUUGGUACUCAGAAGUUUUCCAGUGCCAUUGGCUUGGUGCUUCUGGCUGAAGCUGUAGCUGUUCUAAUCGGUCCACCAUCAGCAGGCAAACUCUUGGAUGCGACAGGCAGGUAUAUGUUUGUUUUUAUUGUUGCUGGAGUUGAAGUUGUUACUUCAGCCCUUGUGAUGGCUUUAGGAAAUGUCUUCUGUGUUAAGAAAAAAUCAGAAGUGCCACAAACAAAAGAGGAGGCAGCAGAAAGAGAAGAGUUAAACAAAUCCGAAGACAAAACACAUGAAGAUACCAAGGUGGACUCUAUUGAAGUAGAACAAUUUCUGAAAGAUGAACCUGAAAAAAAUGGGGAAGUUGUAACUAACCCAGAAACAUGUGUGUGAGUGACAUAGGAUGAGUGGCAAAGCAUUUAGGGAAGAGAGAGAAUUUCAACACUAAUUUAGAAACGGAACUAGUUUAGGGCUGGGCCAUCUGCUUCACCAACUGGGGGCCAAUCAGCUAAUCAAAUCACUGUUUGGAAGCUUUAUUAGGAAUCCUUUUCACCUAAAACUAGAUUUAUCAGUGAGACGUGGAUCUCUGUGUUUGUAACAUUUUAAGUAAACUAAGCAGCCUUUGUAACCAAAUAUAGAAAUCCUGCUAUGCAUCACCAGAAGAGUCUCACUUGGAAGAAAAUAUAUUUGAAUUAGAGAGGAAUGAUAUGUACAUUUUCAUUCAAUAUGGGUGAAAUUGUUUGUGUUUAUGUGUGGUACAAUUAAACAUAACUUCCCUUUCUGUGUUCUUUUUCAAGGAGAAAGAAUGAGAUGAGGGAAAAAAAUCUCAGGAACUUACUGGUCUCCAGAAGGUUUUUGAAACAUCUUACUUUUACAGUUAUUUUUAGAUUUUUUUUUUUUGGCUCAGCCCUAAUCUAAGUUGGAUAAUAAGAAUAGUAUCUAUUACUUUAUUUUAAGUAAAUGUAUUUCUGAGUUGUAGCUAAACAUGUAAUUUUCUUAAUUGAGAUUUUUAUUGUAAAUAUUGUACACUGAAAGACACUCGGAGACCCUAUUCUUAGCAAAUCACAUAAUUGCUAUUCCUAAAUAACGCCGAAAGAAAAUGAAACGAGCAGUAUUAAUCCUUACGUAGGCUUACCUUGUUUUCUUUACAGCCUAUGUGCACUGCACAUACACUGUCUCCUAUUGGUAGCUACUGUGCUGACACAUGCAGGCACCUGCUACUGAAAUUGGUUGAAAAGUCGCACAACGCUAGCAGCUGUUACAGCCUAUGAUAUUAGAUAUCAGCAUGAGAUUAUUGACUCCUUACUUCUGUACAGCAGUAUGCUGACUUUACUAGUACUCAGGGCAUGUGAAGAAGCAGAGCGCUAAAAAUAAUUAAAAGUAACUCCCUGAGUUACUCUCUCUCUUUUCAUUAUGUAAUGCCAUUAGGGGAAAGGGUGACCAGAUAGCAGCUGUGAAAAAACGGGACAGGGGUAAUAGGCGCCUAUAUAAGAGAGUCCCC